Dissoconium aciculare CBS 342.82 is the source of this 8315-nucleotide messenger RNA. Its product is annotated as beach-domain-containing protein. The record is from RefSeq and is a predicted model, not a curated record. Gene Ontology annotation, molecular function: protein binding. Bases 339 to 8078 code for a protein of 2579 amino acids. The transcript has a single exon. Lineage: Eukaryota; Fungi; Ascomycota; Dothideomycetes; Mycosphaerellales; Dissoconiaceae.
AGCCGCCAAGGCCCAUGCGUUCAUCGUCAACCAGCUUCCACGUGCGGCGGCUCUGCUUGUCAGGACUUCCGUGUGUGAAGCGACGAGGUAUCAGAUCUCAGGGACUCUGGGAAUACCGCAGGAUUCCCGAAAUCAUCUGCAGUGUCGACAUUGCAUCAAACAUGAUUGGCUAGAGAGCGGGCCACAAUCUGACAUCUCCUCAUCUUUGCGACAAAGGUCAUCUUCACGCCGUCUUGAGAGGAUUCGCGCGGGUCAUCACCGAAUAGCGAUCGAACCCACAGCAUGACGCACGGCGAUCUUGAAUUCAGUGUGAGACCAGUCCGCCGAGUGGAGCAGGCAUGGCCAUGUCCACGGUCUCGACAGCUUCGCGGCUGCGUGCUGCCUCACGAGGUCUCAAUACCCUCGAGGAGGCUUCCAAGACCGCUCUCCUGAUCGGACAGCUUCCGCUAUGGAAAUCCUCGUCCGACCCACCGUCGUCUUUCUCCGAGAUCGCCGCCGAGCUUCCUGCGGUGCUGGACAUAUUGACACAGCUUCGCGAAGAAUUGAUUGCAAAUGCCACGGCCAAGGACACAUUCCGCAGAGCUGCAGGAUUCGAACGACUGAUUGAGCUAUUUUCCGCUCACUCGAAAAUCGCCGUUCAGCAUGGCGGAGGAAGCCAGAAAUCGGCGGCCUCAGAGCAAGAAAACAAUCUUGCAUUUGUGACCGCCUUGCUUCGACUACUAUUCGCUACGCUUGAUACCCAUCAAGGCAAUCGCAAAUACUUUGGCGUACGUCUAAAUGGAUGGCGAGCUGUCCGCGAGUGCGUCGCGAAUGCACAAUCCGCUUUGACGGAGGGGCUCACACAGACCAAAUCGCCCAACAUCGUUGUCCUGUACGAUAGCCUGUUAUCUCUCGCCUUCCUGGACGAAUCCAUCACAUUCGAAUACUGCGUCCGUGGCAUACGAUACGACAUUCCCGCGGAUCCAUCUGACCCUCCUACGAUCUUCUCUGCUCUACCAGUUACGCCGCUCAAGGUGAUGAUCAAGAUCCCGGAGGUCUUUUCCACUUUAUUCCACCUGGCCCUGCAGCUUCAAGGACAACCUUCAGCGUCAGACGUCGAUGAGACCUCCUCGCCUGCAUUUGAGCUUAUAAAAUUUAUACAAACGGUGGGUGGCGGUCCUCCGGAAGCAAACCUCCUGACCGAUGCGCUUCCGCUGCUAUUCAACGAAUCAACAAGCACUAAGUUGAAGGGUCUACUUCGCUCGAUUUGUUUCGACCUCGGCGCGUAUGGUUUCCAGAACCUUGACGAUGCUGCGGUCCUCUUUCGGCAAGCCUCGAAAUCUGACGCAGCGCGCGACUUGCUCCGCGACCUUCUCCUCAACUCCCGAUGGCCGGGGUAUUUCGAAUUUGAUCUCCGCCUGCGGGGAUUCGCUUCGAUCGAAUUCCCGAGUCUUCCGCGAGUCUUCCCAUCCGAGACUGGAUAUUCCUUGGUGGCUUGGAUGCGAUUCGACCAAUUCGAUCGAAAUUGUCACACAACCAUUUUCGGGGCCUAUGAUCACGAUCAAAAGUGCUUUGUCCUGAUAUACCUCGAAAAGGACAGCUUCCAGCUGAUCUUGCAAACGUCAGUUCGCUCAGCGGCUAUACCGAGCAUUCGCUUCAAAACCGCCAAAUUCGAGCUAUAUCGAUGGUAUCAUGUUGCUCUGAUUCAUCGCAGGAAUGCGUCUCAUCCAGACCAAAGCAUGGCUUCGCUCUUCAUCAAUGGCGACUUUGUGGAGCAGCGGAAGUGCUCAUACCCGGAAUCGCCAGCUCUGCAACCUGAGAGAUUGGGCCCGCCACAGGCGGGAGCUCCGCACCGCCGCCUGAACCCUGUCCAGGCAUUCUUUGGAACUCCGAGCGGCAUCGCGACCAGUAAUGUGCCAGGAGCCGUGCAGUCGCGGUGGUCGCUGGCCGGCGCCCACCUCUAUCAGACACCUUUGACCGACGAGAUCAUCGCGGUGUACUGUCGUUUGGGCCCCCGGUAUCGCGGCAACUUCCAGGACUGCCUUGGUCCUUUGUUGACCUAUCGGGCCUCUGCGGAACUCCAGCGCUACAACGAGCUUCUGCAUCCCGACAAAUCUGACAAGUCCGACAUCAUCACUGCGACGGAGCAGCGUGGUAGCAACGUCGCCCCUGAGUCGCGGCUCUUGCUCGGUAUCGAUCCCGAUACUACGAUCAACUUUGAGUCGCCCAAUUACUGGUCAUCCUUGGUCGAGUCCGCGGCUGACAGCAAGGCUCUCGCCAAGUACCAGGCACUGGCACAGAAAGCACGCAUCGUAGCCCUCAACACAGCUAUCCCGGCAGCGGUCGAAGCUGUCGGCCGUUCAUAUGGCACAGGCGUGCUCACUGGUGGUGUAUUCGUCGUGCAGCCUCACCAUCUCGAUGACCUCAGCUGGUCCUUGAUCGGCUCUUUGCCGGUCCUCUUCCAGCAGGUCGAGACUGCGAACACAUGUAAAGCGCUGCUGAAAGCCAUUGAAAUCGUCUUGGAAUGUGUCAAGGACAAUUGGCGCAUCAGCGAAGCCAUGGAGAAAGGCCAUGGCUACGGCCUACUCGCUGUGAUAAUCCGCGAAAAGCUUGGCAUCGAAGGGAAUGCAUCGCAUCCGAGCGGGCGACACACUGCCGCAAGCCUUCCGCCCGAAGAUCGGCAAGCGCUUGAAUUACCGCUUCUGACAUCCAUACUGAAGUUCACAGGUUAUGACAUGAACGAGCCGGCGAAAUCCAUGCUCGUGAAUCCGAUGGCAUACCGUGUACUUCUCCUUGACUUCGACACAUGGCGACGAUGUGACAUCCCGACUCAAGAGCUCUAUUGGUCGCAGUUCCGCCAUUUCGUCGUUGACAACCGCCACCUACACUUCAACCAAAAGCGACUAUCCCGCAUGCGUGUGCUCAAGAAGUUCAUGGAAGCGCUCAAAUCCGAGGAUUUCUCCGAGGACUCCGCGGCGUUGAUGAUGCCUACAUUGAAGACUCUGCUGGAGAGCAACAAUGCCCACACGCUGUACCGCGACUUCGCCAUGUUCAUCACCUACGGUCUUCACGACGAACGUGCGAUGCCGGUCGGCCAACCUCGCGGGAUGGCCCAGGUGGUCAGCAUGCGUCAAAGGAUCAGCGCAUGGCCCCGCGGACCCCGAUCACCGCGACCUGCUACGCCCGGCAGUGCCGCCUCGAUCCCCGUCCCGUCAAAACCAAGCAUGACUCGAUUUGAAUUGGCCGUGUUGUGCCUGCGACUCGUCGUCGAGAUCGUAUCCGACGAACGCUCAUCGAAUAACAUGCGUCGCUUCAACAAAGCGGUGCCCAAUCGCUGGCUGCUCCAUCUCCUCGCGGAGACCGAUACGAGAGUCAUCAACCUCGCCGUGCAGAUCGUCUGUCGCGCUCUCGUCGCGCUGGGGCCCGAAUUCAAGGAUCCCUUUGCCGGGAAGAACGUCGGGUUCGUCACGCUGAAGACGCGGCUCAAGUCAUUCUGGCGUUCGCAGGAGCUUUGGGCAACUUCCUUCGCCAUCCUGUUCGGCAGAAACAUCCCGCAGAGGUUUGCGCCCGAAGAAUUCGGUGCCUUUCACCUCGUGGAAGUGCUUACGAUUGACGACGCCACCGAGGUGGUGCAGCCGGAAAUGCUUUCGCCUAUAUUCGCCAUGCUGGAAGCUGGACUGAGACAUGUUGCCUUGACCGACGAUGACGACGACAAGUCCAACCCCGCCGAAGCAGGGAUCAUUGCUGCAAUCAUUCAGUUCCUCAACGAGGUGUACAAUCGAAGCUCUGCUUUCCGCGAGUUUGCAAUCUCGUCAAGAUAUACCCAGGAACUGCUCUUUAUCCUUUUUCCACUUCUCACCGGCUCAGAUCGGCUAGCCGCAGAGACUGAACUCGCAUCCGAAAAAGACGCGCUUUCCUUCAAGGGAGAAGAAGUCAAGAUGCGUCCGCACUCGAACUCUAUCGGCGAACGCCCGCCUUCAGUCAGAAGUUUGAGCUCGGUAUCGAUCAAACGUGUACCAUCUCCGUUGACGGCGAAUCGUGUCGAAGCCCCAAAACGAGUCUCUUCCUUCGUGCUCAUCAACAGCAGUGGAGAUCGUCUAGCUGUCCCGCCUGCACAAUUCACCUCGCCCAUGACGCCCAAGGGCACCGAUCCGAUCAGAAUCAACGUCACAAACUCCCUGGUCGAAGCUUUGCUGGAGCUUGCCAUCAGCAUCUUCAUCGACCAUAUCUGUAACAAGGACAAGUUUGCUGGUGUGGGGCUCUUCCAGAAGGUCCCGCCUGGAUUCCAGGAGCAUCAGGCGUAUUUCGAGUCGUACGUCCUCGUCAACGCGCUCGCUCAACUGGGAAGUCACCUGCGACUCAACCAAAGACUUCUCACGGAUACGAGGGUUCUCACGAACCUGGCGAGGUACACACAGCAUAUGGCAGAGGCAGUGUCGGAAGGAUGGUUCAUUGAUGGGGCUCAGCCAUUGCUUGAUUUCGCGGGCGAACUGCUCGAGCAUCUCCAGCUUCCGAAUAUUGCGCAGACCAAAUCCGUCAGGCUGUGCAGUCAGUCCGUCAACUCGAUCCGCAUCGUGUUCCUGAAAGCUACCCUCUGGCGCCUGUCGGAAUUGAACGAGGACGCCCAGGAGAAGGACGUGACGGAUUUCCUGGUCAAGAUGAUGUACUGGCAGACCAUCCUCUUCUCAUCAGAGAACCAAGAGACGCUCUUCACAAAGCUGAUUUGCUACUUGCUGUACCACAAGCUGGUGUCGAAGGUGCGGACAGUUCGGCUCGCCGCUGCAAGUCUGUGGCGCACUGUCCUGGUGCAGAAGCCUACCGAAGCUGCAACUCUUCUCACAAAUGCAAUGGGUCCAGACCAGAGGCACCUUUCUACAGGAUUCAUGCGGCUGGUCUCUUCCGACGACGACGAAUUCCUGAAUUGGAUCGAUGCAAACCGACGCACCCUCGACAACGUGUUUCAUAACUACCUCAGCCGGCCUUGGGAUGAUUUCGUCCAAAGCGAGAACCGUAGUGCUGAAGAAUCCAGCAAGAAUCGUCUCAGCAAACGGCGCGAGAAGCUGCGGCAAUGGAUGGCAGAAGAGACAUCCACCGACGAUCUCAUCUUCCGGUUUGAAAAUUCCACAAGCUACUGGCGGUCGAAUGUACAUUCGCAGGAACGCACGCGAUUGCAGCGGGCGAUUCAAGAUCACCAGGAAAGCAUGAACCAGCUCUCUACAUCAUUUGACAAGCUGGAGAAGGAAAUCCGCAAGCCGGCGGGCUUGGAGCCUCUUACUACCGCGCCAAGGUGGCAGCUCGAUGAGACUGAGGCGGUCAAUCGAAUGCGUAUGCGCGUGCUGCCGGACUACUCCGAGCACAAAGAAGUCUUCCAGUCGAAACGGAAAUACUCCGAGCGAAGACCGGCUAGUCGUCUUGCGAUCGAUACACAGGUUCCCAAAUUGUUGGCCGAUGAUGUCUUGACACCAAUGCCGAUAACUCCCGCGACGCCAAACAGUGCUGUCGAUCAACCCGAGGCCAUGCGCCCACGAAGCGACUCUGUGUCCAACUCUCAACUUUUGGAAGGCGGCUUCGAAAUGGUUGACGACCCCAAAGAGGACGAGGAUGGACUUAUCGAGGACAAGAACCGCAAGGUCAUGACGAGCCUACAACGCGGCGAUGCGGUCAAACAUCUCUUCAACAUCUCCCGUAUCGUCGGUCUCGAGGCCUGUGAAGGACUGCUCGUGAUCGGAGAGAAGUGUCUCUACAUUCAGGACAACUUCUUCCAGAGAUCCGACGGCGAAAUCAUCGGUGUUGCACAAGCACCUGAGGAUGAACGGGACCCAUAUGUUCAUCAAAUCUCCGGCAAAGACGUCGGCGGUUCACGGUCGAAGCGCUCGCUUGGCGAACAGGAGAUUCGUUGCUGGGCUUGGGCGGAGUUGCUAAGUAUCUCCAAACGUCGCUUCUUGUUGCGCGAUGUCGCCGUCGAGGUCUUCUUCACCGAUGGACGCAGCUAUCUCCUCACCUGCAUGGCAACGAAAGGCCGAGAUGACCUCUACAGUUACAUCGUCUCCCGUGCGCCGCACGUCCACAGUACCACUGCCAGCACGGGCGAGGAUUCCUGGAGGCUCGACACCCUACGAACUCCUGAGUCCGAACCGCAAAGCUUCGGGUCGAAGUUCGGCAACCUGUUCAACUCCGGCCCGACGCACGCGGCGACGAAGAAGUGGAUGAAGGGCGAGAUGUCCAACUUUCAAUAUCUCAUGCUGGUCAACACCAUGGCCGGGCGGACCUUCAACGACUUGACGCAAUAUCCCGUCUUUCCAUGGGUCCUCGCCGACUACACCAGCGAGGAGCUGGAUCUCGACAACCCGCGAGUCUAUCGCGACUUCUCGAAGCCGAUGGGGUGUCAAUCGCCUCUGCGUGAGGCGGAAUAUAAAGAUCGCUUCAAGCAAUUCGCCGAGAUGGGCGACCACAAUGCCCCGCCGUUCCACUAUGGCACACACUACUCUUCAGCCAUGAUCGUGAGCUCGUACCUCAUCCGUCUGCAGCCCUUCGUUCAAUCAUAUCUGCUGCUUCAGGGGGGUACCUUUGACCACGCAGAUCGCUUGUUCGAUUCGAUCGAGAAGACCUGGAUCUCGGCUUCACAGGAGAACCGCAGUGACGUGCGGGAGUUGACACCGGAGUUCUUCUACCUUCCGGAAUUCCUCACCAACAUGAACAAUUACGACUUCGGCAGCAAGCAAGGCAGCGGCGAGUCUGUCAAUCACAUUCAACUGCCCAGAUGGGCGAAGGGUGAUCCGCAUAUAUUUAUUGCCAAACAUCGAGAGGCACUGGAGAGUCCGUACGUCAGUGAGCAUCUGCACCAGUGGAUCGAUCUGGUUUUUGGUUUCAAGCAACGUGGCGAAGCCGCGAUUGAAGCCACGAAUUGCUUCCACCAUCUGUCGUACGGCGGCGCAAAGGAUCUUGAUAAGAUUGACGAUCCCGUCGAACGCCUCGCUACCAUCGGCAUCAUCCACUCUUUCGGUCAGACUCCGCAUCAGGUGUUCACUCGACCUCAUCCCACGCGCGAGUACGACAGGCAUGCCGAUCCUCGGCUUGACUCGCUCAUCGAGACCUUGAUUCGUGUCCCGAAUGUUCUCAUCCAGACGGGCGAGCGUGUCGCCGACCUGACCUUUUCCCGCACAGAGAAGACUCUUCUCGCCUGCGGUCCUCUUCGACGGAACGUGCCACCGGCGUUCGAUCGGUUUGUACAAUGGGGCUUCACGGACAACAGUCUGCGUUUUUUCGCGCUGUCCUCUGGUCGCUUGCUCGGUCUAUAUGAGAAUACCCACGUCGGACCUAUCACAACUACGACCUUUGUGGAUAGCAAAACUCUUCUGACAGCCGGCAUGGACUGUACCAUCGGCGUUUGGACUCUCUCCUCGGUCACACGGAAUAGCGUCGAGAUCUCACCCAAGACUUACCUCUUCGGCCAUCGAUCGCCCGUCAUCAUCCUCGCAGCAAGCCGCGUCUUUAGCACGCUCAUCUCCGUCUCCACCGAUGGCCAGGCCCUCCUGUGGGGUCUCAACCGAUACAAUUGCAUCCGCGUCCUCCUUCCCGCGCGCCAGGACGACAACAACAGCGAAACCACAACCCCCUCCAUGCCGACCAUCACCGCCGCCCGCAUCAGCAACGUCACCGGCCACAUCCUGCUCGCCGCCGGCCCGGAACUCCUCCUCUACACCCUCAACGGCCACCUCCUCGUGCGCCAACGAAUCGCCGAGCGGCCCGCCGACACCAUCACGGCCAUCGCCUUCUACGAGGGCGCGCCCGACCACAGCAACGCCUAUCUCCGCCGCGAACUCAUCUUCUCCGGCCACCCCGGCGGCGUGACCAACGUCUGGCAACUCGAGAGCCUGGGCGAUGGCGAAUGGCGCCUCGUCCUCGUCAAGCGCAUGGCCGGCGGCACCGACGUCGGCCGCGCGAUCGUCAGCGCCACCUCCACCACCGCCGACCAUGCGCCCCUCGGGAAGGCCGCGGUCACCUGUAUCCUGCCCGCGGCCAGAGCGGUCUACGUCGGGGACGAGGAUGGGAAUGUUUGGGACUGGGAAUGCGUGCAGCGGGGUGGCGCCGGGCGGUAGGGCGAUGGUUUUUUUUUUGACAGACGGGUCGAUUGGGGAUCUUGUCGGUGGAUUGUGUGCAUUUCAGAAUAGAUGUCUUGUUCGCGUGCCGUUGUUCCUGGUCAGAAAUACAGUUUCGUGCCGCCGGAAUGGCGGCCCUUGUGCGCAAAGGGUGCCUUCUACAUUUCUCAUGGUCAUGAUUUGCUUCGCUCUUAGAAAGCUCGAAGAAAACAUAAUGUGCAGUAGGCGAAUGUUGUC